GCCGCGGCCCGUAGCAAGGCUGGCGAGCACCGUUAGCCCGGCUGGCGCGCGGCGUCGGCCCGGCCGCCGUCAGGCCUCGCCGCUGUCCGGGGACAGACUCCCCGGCGGCUGACAGCCGCGGAGGCGGGACGACGGAGGACCGUCAGCCAGCAGUCGUGUAGCUCGAUCACCCAGGAAGAGAAAUUGUAGCAGAUAAGAAGAACGCGUUCAUUUUGGGACACCAUUUGCAGCUGGAAAUGGGGAAUGGACUGUCAGACCAGACCUCUAUCCUGUCCAGCCUGCCGUCCUUUCAGUCCUUUCACAUUGUUAUUCUGGGUUUGGACUGUGCUGGAAAGACAACAGUUUUAUACAGGCUGCAGUUCAACGAAUUUGUAAAUACCGUACCUACCAAAGGAUUUAACACUGAGAAAAUUAAGGUAACCUUGGGCAAUUCCAAAACCGUCACUUUUCACUUCUGGGAUGUAGGUGGUCAAGAGAAAUUAAGACCACUGUGGAAGUCAUAUACCCGAUGCACAGAUGGCAUCGUGUUUGUGGUGGACUCUGUCGAUGUUGAGAGAAUGGAAGAAGCCAAAACUGAACUUCAUAAAAUAACUAGGAUAUCAGAAAAUCAGGGAGUCCCUGUGCUUAUAGUUGCUAACAAACAAGACCUGAGGAACUCACUCUCUCUCUCAGAGAUUGAGAAGUUGUUAGCAAUGAGUGAACUGAGUUCAUCGACCCCUUGGCAUUUGCAGCCCACCUGUGCAAUCAUAGGAGAUGGGCUAAAGGAAGGACUUGAGAAACUACAUGAUAUGAUAAUUAAAAGGAGAAAAAUGUUGCGGCAACAGAAAAAGAAGAGAUGAAUGGCAGUACCUUUUAUAUCGGUGUGGAAUAGGUUUUCCUUGGUCUGAUUUCUGACAAGCUGAAGAGUGUCUACAGCCUGGUUUGCCUGUCUGCCCUCACGGAUGCUAUUAAAGCUUUGUUUUGUUGAACAGUCAGAUACCCAACUCUGUUGCCUUGUGGAAGAUGAGUAAAUGCAAUGCUUCUUAAAGUGGUCUCUUCUCCCUGACCCACAAAUCUUUUGGUACUACCAUUUUGGGAAGCCAAAAAAGGCUAGUAAUUGACCAGAAAACAAUUUUGUGGAAAUUUGACCUGAAGUUAGUGAAAUAAAACUUUGAAGAGUAUA
Messenger RNA from Grammomys surdaster, 1162 nucleotides. RefSeq names its product ADP ribosylation factor like GTPase 4A (gene Arl4a). Gene Ontology annotation, molecular function: GTPase activity; GTP binding. The transcript has 2 exons. Bases 237 to 839 code for a protein of 200 amino acids. Gene Ontology annotation, cellular component: cytoplasm. NCBI's taxonomy places the organism in Eukaryota, Metazoa, Chordata, Mammalia, Rodentia, Muridae. The record is from RefSeq and is a predicted model, not a curated record. Gene Ontology annotation, biological process: intracellular protein transport; vesicle-mediated transport.